AUGGCUUCUAACACAGCCGCCUGGCUCCCCGAGAAGCAAGCACGGCCUUUCCAGGUCAAGCCCGCACCCAUGGGCGUCCCCCUGGAGGGUCAGAUCCUCAUCAAGAACCAUGUUAUUGGAAUCAACCCAAUAGACGUCAAGAAUCAGCUCUGGGCCGUCCACAACCUGACCUACCCCGUUGUGAUGGGCGGCGAUGUGGCUGGCGAGGUUGUCUCGGUCGGCCCCAGUGUCACCAGUUUUAGUAAAGGCAACCGCGUCAUUGGAACUGCGUCUUGGCUGGCCCAUGGCAGAAACGACAUGGGCGGCUUUCAGGAGUACACCGUCUUGGAAGCGGUACUAAGCUGCAAAAUUCCCGACACGCUCUCAUAUGAGACGGCUGGCGUGGUGCCGCUGUGUUUCUCCACCGCGGCCGCCGGGCUCUUUCAGCAGGAUUAUCUCAACUUGCAGCUCCCCACGGAGCCAGCCCGGGCGUCCAAUGGCCAGACGGUCCUGAUUUGGGGCGGCACGUCCAGUGUUGGCUGCAACGCCAUCCAGCUGGCCGUGGCCGCCGGCUACGAAGUCAUCACCACGGCGUCGGCCAAGAACUUUGGCUUGGUCGAGAAGCUGGGCGCCAGCCGGGCUCUCGACUACCAGAGCCCGAGCGUCGUGGCGGACCUGGUGCGCGUCUUUGAGGGCAAGACCCUCGCCGGCGUGCUUGAUUGUGUCGGCGGACCGCGCGCCGGUACUCCCAUCCUCGAGUUGCUAGCUCAGAUCAAUGGCGGGAAUAAAUUCGUAGCGACCGUGACCCCGGGCUUUCCCGAGACUCCCGAGGGCACCCUCUCCAAGCACAUUUAUUCCCUCUCCAUCCGGGGCAAUAACGUCGGCCCGGCGGUCUGGAAGGACUUUCUCCCCCACGCAUUGGCGAGCGGUUCCUUUGUACCGGCUCCGGAACCAUUUGUCGUCGGCAAGGGUUUGGAGAGUAUACAGGCCGGUUUGGAUCAUCUGUCAAAGGGUGUUUCAGCUCAAAAGGUUAUCGUAACUCUGUGA
Messenger RNA from Pestalotiopsis fici W106-1, 1026 nucleotides. RefSeq lists its product as uncharacterized. NCBI's taxonomy places the organism in Eukaryota, Fungi, Ascomycota, Sordariomycetes, Amphisphaeriales, Sporocadaceae. Bases 1 to 1026 code for a protein of 341 amino acids. The transcript has a single exon. The record is from RefSeq and is a predicted model, not a curated record. Gene Ontology annotation, molecular function: oxidoreductase activity, acting on NAD(P)H.